AUGGCGGCGGCGCGGCGGGUGCAGCUCCGGGGCCCGGCGCUGCUGCUGCUGCUGCUGCUGCUGCUCGGCGCGGCGGGGCCCGGCGUGCGGGCCGCACGGAGCCGCGGGGCCGACCGCCAGAACAGCCUGCGCCGCGCCGCCAGCGGCCUCUACCAGGGCGUCAGCGGCCUCUUCGGCGAGGACAACGUGCGGGCCCUGCAGAAGUUUUUCUCAAGGUUGACAGAGAGGUUUGUGAAUGGGGUGGAUGUAUUAAUGGACACAUUCUGGAGAAUAUGGACUGAUUUGUUAGAUGUUCUUGGAAUUGAUGCCUCCAACCUGACUCAUUAUUUCAGCCCAGCAGCCAUUGCCAACAACCCGACGCGCGCCCUGCUGCUGAUCGGUGCCAUUUUGCUGGCCUACUGGUUUUUAUCUCUGUUCCUCGGAUUCUUCUUCUAUCUGCUGCACAUGCUGUUUGGCCGCUUCUUCUGGAUCGCCAGGGUGGCGCUGUUCACCCUGUCCUGUGUGUACAUCCUGCAGAAGUACGAGGGGGACCCCGAGCACGCCGUGCUGCCCCUCUGCUUCGUCGUGGCCGUCUACUUCAUGACGGGUCCCGUUGGCUUUUACUGGAGGAGGAACAGCAACAGCAGCCUGGAGGAGAAGAUGGACCACCUGGACAGCCAGAUCAGGCUGCUGAACAUCCGCCUCUCCAGGGUGAUUGAGAACCUGGACAGGGGCGCUGAGCAAUGAGCCAGCCCCCGCUGACCACUGAACACCAGCUCUGGAAAAACCCUUAGCACUGUCUCAUCCGAAGUUACAAAGCAACAAAACAUCACAUGGUAAAAAGUGUGCAAAGUUAUAACUUUUCAUCGUGUCUAAGACUAAUUUAUCUAGGUUAAACACUCAGCCGUUAGACUUCUAGGAGAAAGAAAAAACAUUUACAAAAUUCAGCUGUAUAUUCAGAGUUUUAUCCAGUACUAGAGUUUUCUCAGUAGAUAAACGCUUACUUUUACAAGCAUUUAAAAACAUCUUUUGUAAGGUUUUUAUAAAAGCAAAUUGAGUAGUCUUUCAGAUAUUGAAAUUGAGUUAAACAUAUGCAAAUUUGACACUUUAACAGUUAAAAAGAAAAAAAAAAUCUCAAGCUACCAAGCACUUCCAUUGAGAAGUAACUGCUGUGGGUCCAUAUUUUUUCUUCAGAGUUGUGAAUGUUUUUAUGUUUUUGUUGGCUUAUUUCAUUGCCUUGAAGUUGCCUUUCAUAGAGUAUCAGAUGAGGAAUUUUCUGGUAUCCAGGCCAAAAAAUUCACACCAUAGCUUUUAACAGGAGGUGGGGAAUGAGGGAGAAGGAAGAUCUGAAGUCCUUAAAUGCCAGUCCAAUGUGAGGAAGCACACGUGUGGCAUUUUAUCAUUGCAUUUCAUCCCGAGAACUUUAAUUUGUUAGUGUCUGGAAGGAAAUCUGCUUUAAUAAAUUGGCACAGAAGGAAGAUGUAGCGUGACAAAUUGUAAUUCAUAUUUGAUCUGCACAGUGAAGCAUUUUCCAAGCUUAAGUGCAUAGAGUAAAACAUGGUUUUUAAUCUCAGGACCCACGUACCUUCUCAGAAAAGGCAGCAGUUAAAACACGUGCAAAUGUAUUGUUGCUUAAAGCUUUCUCAGGACCAAUCAGCGGCAAUAAAUUAUCUUCAGGAAGAUCUGGAUUUUUUUCUAAAAUUCCAAUAGUUUUAUAGGAGCUUUUUGCUUGAAGUCUCUGUCCUCGUUAGGUUUUGGGAAAGGCGAGUCACCUUUAGGAGGAGGGUGUAGGAAACGGUUCUCUUUCAAAGCAGUGGAGCUUUGGAGCAAUUUUUAUUUUGCAGGAUUUCUGUGUUUCUUACUUGGUAGGGCAUCACUGGCUGUGCUGGUUUACUGAAACAAAGGGAAGCUCAGGGAAGGAAGCCUGGAAUGUGGUUUCACCUGGAAACAGCAGCAUGCAAGGACACAGAUGUGAGGAGGGAGGGAAGCACCUGCCCCUGGUGAUGAGCACAGUUCUGAUAGCACCAGGGGUAGGAUGGAGCACAGCUGGAGCAUUCCAUAUCCCAUAGGGUCCAAACAAACAGCUGCAUCAAAAAACGCAACAAAAAUUGGUCUGGGAUGGGGCCUGGCUGCAAAGCAAGGGAACCAGGAGGAGGAGGAGGUUCCCAGGUGUGCCUGCCAGUGCCAGCCCCAGUGGGACAGGCUGGGCACAGCUUGUCCUCCACUGGGCAAAGCUUCUGGGUGUGAUGCUUAACUGAAUGUAACUGUGGGGCGAGUUUAUUUUUCUCUUUAUGCUGAAGUUUUAAUGUUCUUCUUGGAAUGUGUGUGUUACUUGCCUGAACCUCUUUGGGUCUGUCUGUGUGUGGCAUUUCCAUGGGGGUUGUUUUUAAAUCCAUGUUAAUGGCCUUUACUCCUGGUGAUCACUUCUGUUCAACACGGUUGAAGUUCAUAUGCACUUGGCACGGUUGGAAUGCAUUUUAAUUUUUUAUGUCACCUGUAAAUCCCCCUGCACCCCAGUUGUUAACAAGUUUGGAGUUGUUAAAUAACUGGUUAUCACAACUUAAAAUCAUUCCUGUGAUCAGAUAGGGACUAUGGCAGCAAAUAGUCCAUUAGGUCAAGCUGAAAAUGUAAAUGAUGGUAAAUUCCUUUUUUCAGCUCAUUUUCCAUAGUAUUACAGAGUCUUCCCUGGAGACUCAGUUCUCCCUACUGUUGUGCACAGAGGACUGGGCUAAAAUGCCAACCUGGAAAUUAGGAAUUGACUAGAAAAGCUUGUCAGGUCUUGAUGUGUUUUGCCAAAUGUGAGACCUGAGGACCAAAGUUUGCAAACCUUGCUCGUGUCAGUGGCUCCAUUGCCUUCUUAGGACAAUGUGCCUGGGUCAGUUUGCAUAGAUUGUAUUUUGUGUAAUCCAUAUUUAACGUUAAAGUUAAAGUACUGAACAUUUAUAUAUUAAGAGGUGUCUAUGAUAAAGACUUCUUUGAAAGUAUUAUAUAAAAGUUAAUUUGGAUUAUGGUUUCUCCCUGUCUAAUCAUUUAUCUUACUUUUGUAAAAUCAGCCCUCCUAUAUUAAUACUCUUUAUUUGGAUCACCCUGCUGCUUGAAAAAUGGUAUUUUUAUAUUUACUUGCAUCCCAUGUAUAGCAAAAUGUUAUGUGAAAAGCAGUAUAUAUAAAAUUGGGUAUUUUUAAUCAGUAUUUUUCCCAGCACUCAGUUUUCACAUUAGUCAAAUUCAGAAGUAAUGAUUUUUUUAAAGCACAAUCUAAUCUUCAAUAUAUAUAUAUACAUAUAUAAAUAUAUACUUUAAAAAUGCUCUGUAUUUUUAAACAUGCACUGUAGUGAAAGCGCUUUUGGGGACAUGAAUGUGGUAUUAUUGUAUUUAAUCUCUUUUGACUUUUGUAAAUACCUUUUACAAGUAUUUUCCAUACUGGGCCAUCUACUUUAUCCAUGGAGGAUUUUGCUGUUUUUUAGAAACCCGUGCCAGUGGCUGCAAUGCUUUUGUAUCCCACAGAGCAUCUCAGAGACAGGCAGGGCUCUGUGUCACCUUGGGCAAACCCUGGCAGUGACACUGCAGGGUGGCACAGGACAACCCUCAGCAGGUGACACCUGGCCAGGGCAGGGAUGGCGUGGGACAACCCUGGUGGCUUUGGCUUUUUGCUGUGACUUGAUGGAGCUCUGCCACAGCCAUGCCCAUGGUGCCCUGCUGGGAGCUGCUGCUGGGGCACAGGUGACACAGGGACAGUCCCACCUGGCUGCUCCUGCAGGACAGGACCUGGCCCUGCUCCUGGACCUUCCUGUGGCCGCUGGAGAGCCCAUCCCUGUGUGAGCAGCGGGCACAAGCGCCCAGGAUGGGCUCUGGCUGCUGGCAUUGGGAACUCCACGGGGCUCCAGCUGCCUCCUCUGGGACCCAGCUUUGCAAUCCUGCAGGGUUCUUCCCGUUCCUGAAGGUUUCCAUCUGCCUGCUCUGGGACCCAGCCUGUGCCAUCCUGCAGUGCUUUUCCCAUUCCUGAAGGUUUUCAGCUGCCUGCUUCAAGACCCAGCCUUUGCAAUCCUGCAGGGUCCUUCCUGCUCUCGAGGCUUUUCACCUGCCUGCUCUGGUACUCAGCCUUGGCAAUCCUGCAGUUCUCUUCCCAUUCCUGAGGGUUUCAGCUGCCUGCUCUGGGACCUAGCUUUUGGAAUCCUGCAGGUUUCUUCCCAUUCCUGAAGGUUUCACCUGCCUGCUCUGGGAGCCAGCUUUGCAAUCCUGUAGUGCUUUUCCCAUUCCUGAAGAUUUUUACCUGCCUGUUUUAGCACCCAGCCUCUGCAAUCCUGCAGUUUUCCCGCUCAGGCAGGGCGGCUCCUCCGGACGCACACAGCUGUAAUACCCGAUGUGUCCUGUGGGAUGUGGCGCUUUCCCAGUGGUUUUUGGGUGUCAGGGUGCAGUGUACAAAACCUGGUGUGGCUCAGUGCUGUGCUUCUAGCGCGUCCUUCACGUCGUGCUUUGCUUCUCGAGGCUCGUUGCAUCGUCGCUGUGGAUAGACCAGUAUCAACCUUAGCUCUUCGGUGGUGUAGAAGUGUUUAAGUGUGGUUUGCCUCACAUACUGAUCCGUAUUUGGCAGCUAAUGGCGUUAAGUGACCAUGAGUUCUCUUUGUCUGGGUUGGAAAAUAAAAGGUUUUAUUGUAUCCGCAUGUAUUUUAAACUUUUUGGAUAAUUCCAUCGACCUGUGAUGACAGCACAUGUAAAAACCGAUCUUUUCCUUUUAUUCAGAAGUUCUAUUUGCUGUGGUAGCACUUGUUGUUGGCACUGAUGGUAGUGAUUUCACAUCCUGUUUUGUACAUCAGGUUUCAUGAUUACAGUGUUUCAGUUUGUACAAUUGUUCAUGUAAAAACGAUUUGGUCUGAAGAGAUGCCGUGUGUUCACUUCUGAUCCUAGACACAUACGAGAUCCUACUGGUAAUACUGUUAGUAGUUACAACUGUACCAGACUUAUUUUUUACAGAGCUUUACAUGCCUUUAUUUAUUCCUUUAUCGGACCAUCCAAACCAUGUACUCCGUAGUUCAGUAUUUGUAGACCAGUUUCACAAAUCAACUUAAGGUAUUGUGGCAAAGCUUCGAAUAAAUGUUUACUGAGACUUUGCACUGA
This is a messenger RNA of Melospiza georgiana, 5094 nucleotides long. It is a transcript of the gene BRI3BP, whose product is annotated as BRI3 binding protein. The transcript has 3 exons. Lineage: Eukaryota; Metazoa; Chordata; Aves; Passeriformes; Passerellidae. The coding region runs from base 1 to 726 and encodes 241 amino acids. The record is from RefSeq and is a predicted model, not a curated record. Gene Ontology annotation, cellular component: mitochondrion.